Messenger RNA from Sungouiella intermedia, 318 nucleotides. NCBI's taxonomy places the organism in Eukaryota, Fungi, Ascomycota, Pichiomycetes, Serinales, Metschnikowiaceae. The record is from the annotation of a GenBank genome assembly.
AUGCCUUAUCCUCAUCUCCCUUUUCUAAUACUAACAGUCAGGACUAAGAGAACUAAGAAGGUCGGAAUCACUGGUAAGUUCGGUGUCAGAUACGGUUCUUCCUUGAGAAGACAGACCAAGAAGAUGGAGGUCCAGCAGCACGCCAAGUACGACUGUUCCUUCUGUGGUAAGAGAACUGUCCAGAGAGGUGCUACCGGUAUUUGGACCUGUAGAGCAUGCAGAAAGACUGUUGCUGGUGGUGCUUACACUGUGUCCACCGCCGCUGCUGCCACUGUCAGAUCCACCAUCCGUCGUUUGAGAGACUUGGCUGAGGCUUAA